Nicotiana tabacum (common tobacco) is the source of this 1545-nucleotide messenger RNA. The record is from RefSeq and is a predicted model, not a curated record. NCBI's taxonomy places the organism in Eukaryota, Viridiplantae, Streptophyta, Magnoliopsida, Solanales, Solanaceae.
AUGGUUAAUUUGGACUUGAUAUUUAACUAUGGUGGGGAAUGGACUAGAGAGCCACAAGUCAAAUACACAAAGAAGCUGUUACACAUCUGGGAAGGUUAUGACUCUGACCAUCUAUCCUUUAUAGAUAUAGUUAAUGAGUUUUGCACUAAGUUAUGUUUUGGUGGGGUUCAACAACUUAUUGUAUCUGCUCAUUCUGGUAGAUACUAUAAAAUUGAUGGGGAUAGUGGUAUUAAGAAACUGUUGGGAAUGGUUUGUAGUGAUUACAAUGUUGUUGAUAUAUUUGUUGUAGAGGAUUGUGAGUUGGCAGUGAAUGUACCUGAUAUUUUACAUUAUGGUGAGGAUGAACUUGAUGAUGUUGCACUUGACCAUGAGGCUGCAACUGAUUGUAGCUCAACAGAUGGUGAGUUUGAUAAUGAAGCUGAAUCUGAUUCUUCAGAUAAUGAUUCUGAAGAAUUAGAAUUUAUUUCAACUCAGAGGAGUAUGAGUAUAAUUGAGCAGUUGCUGGAUUACAAAGAACUAGAUAAAAAUAUGAGCUUUAAGGAUAUUUCUGAAGCUAGGAAGUGUCUGAAACUGUAUGCUAUGGCAAAUAAGAAAGAGAUAGUGCUUAAGAAAAGUGAUACAAGAAGGCUUAGGUAUAAGUGUCAAGUAGGUUGUCCUUUUGUUUGCCUAAUUUCUAAGGAUGGGGACUGUCCACGGGUUAGAGUGAAGACACUAAAUCCAAAUCAUAACUGUUUUAUUGCUUAUGAUAAUAGUACUAUUGACUACUUCACUAUUGCAUAUUAUUUUAAGAGAAAGUUGCAAGACAAUCCAAAAUAUAAAGUGAAGGAGAUGAGGGCUGAUUUGAGAGUUGCAUUUGAGUUUAAUGCAAGCCAUGGUAAAUGCAAGAGAGCAAAAACACUUAUUUUGAAUAAGCUACAUGGAAGCUUUAAAGAUGAGUACAACAAGCUAGAGGGCUAUGUUAAUGAAUUAAAGAUUAGUAACCCUGGAAGUGAUAUAAUAAUUAAUUUGUUAAAAGAUGCUCUUCUUGAAGGUAAGAGGAAGUUCUUAAGAAUGUAUAUUUGCUUUCAUGCUAUGAAAAUGGGUUUUAAGGAAGGUAUGAGACCUUUCAUUGGACCGGAUGGGGCAUUUCUGAAGGGAAUAGCUAAGGGUCAGCUUUUGGUUGCUGUUGGUGUUGACUCAAUGAAUCAUUUCUACCCUAUAGCUUGGGCUAUAGGGGACAAAAAAACAAAGAGAACUUGGGACUGGUUUUUGGAAAUGCUAAAGAUGUCACUGGAGCUCAACAUGGGAGAAGGAUACACUUUCAUUUCAGAUAUGCAAAAGGGGUUGGUUGAGGCAAUGAAAACUAUUUUACCUGAUGCUAAUCAUAGGUAUUGUGUCAGAUACAUUGAGGCUAAUUGGUGUAAAAGAUGGAGAUCUGGGAAAAUGAAAAAGCUGUUGUGGUGGAGUGCAUGGUGCACAUAUGAGGAGGAUUUUGAUGAUCAAUUGAAGAAGAUAGGGCAUAUGGAUGAAAAUGCAGUGAAGGAUUUGCUGCAUUACCCUCCCUAG